GAACCGUGAGGUUGAACAGGUGCAUUGUGGGAUACAAUCUGUGACGCUGACUGCUGUCGGUAGAUGAGUUUCAUCUAAAUAUUAUGUAAAAUGUCCAGUUUACUGGACUUUCUAUAAGUGAAUCGUUUGGAAGAGACAUUUCCUCUGAGGACGGACUGAGACAUGGAGGCCGGUGAAGGUGUCAGUGCUGCCACGCCCACAGAGGAGAUGAACGGAGCUGGAAACCUGAUGGACUUCCUGGACGAGCCUUUUCCUGACGUGGGCACGUACGAAGACUUCCACACCAUCGACUGGCUGAGGGAGAAAUCCAGAGACACUGACCGCCACCGCAAGAUCACCAGUAAGAGUAAAGAGUCCAUGUGGGAGCUGAUCAAGAGUCUGCUGGACGCCUGGUCAGGGUGGGUGGUGAUGCUGCUCAUCGGUCUCCUCUCAGGGACUCUGGCCGGGGUGAUCGACCUGGCCGUGGACUGGAUGACGGACCUGAAGGAGGGCGUGUGUCUGUCUGCCUUCUGGUACAGUCACGAGCAGUGCUGCUGGACGUCCAGCGAGACCACGUUUGACGACAGAGACAAGUGUCCACAGUGGCAGAAGUGGGCGGAGCUGAUGACGGGCCACUCUGAGGGAGCGGGAGCCUACGUGUUGAACUACUUCCUGUACAUCCUGUGGGCUCUGCUCUUCUCCUUCCUGGCCGUGUCGCUGGUGCGAGUGUUCGCUCCGUACGCCUGUGGUUCAGGAAUCCCUGAGAUCAAGACGAUCCUCAGCGGCUUCAUCAUCCGGGGCUACCUGGGGAAGUGGACCCUGCUGAUAAAGACAGUCACCCUGGUGCUGGCGGUGUCUUCAGGGCUCAGUCUAGGGAAGGAGGGUCCCCUGGUCCACGUGGCCUGUUGCUGUGGAAACCUCUUCUGCAGCCUCUUCUCCAAGUACAGCAAGAACGAGGGCAAGCGGCGAGAGGUUCUGUCUGCAGCUGCAGCAGCUGGAGUGUCGGUGGCCUUUGGAGCCCCCAUCGGAGGGGUUCUGUUCAGCCUGGAGGAGGUCAGUUAUUACUUCCCUCUGAAGACCCUGUGGCGCUCCUUCUUCGCCGCUCUGGUCGCUGCCUUCACGCUGCGCUCCAUCAACCCGUUUGGGAACAGCCGCCUGGUCCUGUUCUACGUGGAGUACCACACGCCCUGGUACAUGGCCGAGCUGGUGCCCUUCAUCCUGCUGGGGGUGUUCGGGGGUCUCUGGGGGACCCUCUUUAUCCGGGCCAACAUCGCCUGGUGCCGGCGGAGGAAGACCACCCAGCUGGGGAAGUACCCGGUGCUGGAGGUGAUCGCUGUGACGGGGAUCACGGCCCUGCUGGCGUUCCCCAACCCGUACACCCGGCGCAGCACCAGCGAGCUCAUCUCAGAGCUCUUCAACGACUGCGGGGCCCUGGAGUCGUCGCAGCUCUGCGACUACAUCAACAACCCCAACAUGAGCCGGCCCGUGGACGACAUCCCGGACCGGCCGGCCGGGCCCGGCGUCUACAACGCCCUGUGGCAGCUCGCCCUCGCUCUCAUCUUCAAGAUCGUCAUCACCAUCUUCACCUUCGGCAUGAAGAUCCCCUCCGGGCUCUUCAUUCCCAGCAUGGCGGUGGGGGCCAUCGCCGGCAGGAUCGUGGGGAUCGCCGUGGAGCAGAUGGCCUACCACCACCACGACUGGAUCAUCUUCAAGAACUGGUGCCGCCCCGGAGCCGACUGUGUGACGCCUGGACUCUACGCCAUGGUGGGGGCCGCCGCCUGCCUGGGGGGCGUGACCAGGAUGACCGUGUCCCUGGUGGUCAUCAUGUUCGAGCUGACGGGGGGGCUGGAGUACAUCGUGCCCCUGAUGGCGGCCGCCGUCACCAGUAAGUGGGUGGCGGACGCCUUCGGGAAGGAGGGCAUCUACGAGUCCCACAUCCAGCUGAACGGUUACCCCUACCUGGACGUCAGGGACGAGUUCACCCACCGCACGCUGGCCACCGACGUGAUGCGGCCCCGCAGGAACGACCCCCCCCUGGCCGUCCUCACCCAGGACUCCACCACGGUGGAGGACGUGGAGACGCUGAUCAAGGACACGGACUAUAACGGCUUCCCGGUGGUGGUGUCCAGAGAGUCUGAGCGGCUCAUCGGCUUCGUGCAGCGCCGCGACCUGACGCUGGCCAUCAAGAACGCCCGUCAGAAGCAGGACGGCGUGGUGAGCAGCUCCGUGGUCUACUUCACGGAGGACGCGCCCCAGCUCCCGGCCAGCAACCCCCAGCCCCUGAAGCUGCGCCGCAUCCUGAACCUCAGCCCCUUCACCGUCACCGACCACACGCCCAUGGAGACCGUGGUGGACAUCUUCCGCAAGCUGGGCCUGCGCCAGUGUCUGGUCACCAGGAGCGGGCGUCUCCUGGGCAUCAUCACCAAGAAGGACGUCCUGCGGCACAUGGCUCAAAUGAUGAACCAGGACCCAGAGUCCAUCAUGUUUAACUAGCCCCCCCCCCCUGCACCCCCCCCGUCCUCCCCCCCCCCCAUAGUGACCACAGCACCAGUGUUUAAUGUCUGUUAUUUAUUGCUGCUAGUUCCAUUGGUCAGAAAACCACUAAGAAGGAGACACUAGGAGCUGAGCUGAAGGUUGUUUCUUAGAUCAUGAGUGAAGUAAUCGCUGCUGCUCAGUCUUGUUUUGCCAUAUUUCUGUGAAGCUGCUGGUCUUGAUAAGCCUGUCACUUUGUGAGAGGAGGGGGACGCGUCUCUCAGCAGGUCAGACCAGACUAAUGGAUGUCUGCAGGCUCCUGAUCUCGCUCGCUGCCUGUCUGUGUUGUACAUAAUGAAGAUUCCUGGUGUGUUUUUUUUUUUUAAAGUUGUUGGAAACACUAACCCUGAGUCUGGGCGGCUCGUUGCUCUUAUUUAUUUAUCAGCUGUGCUCAGACACAAAUAAACCGUGGGACGGAGACUAAA
Mugil cephalus (flathead mullet) is the source of this 2936-nucleotide messenger RNA. It is a transcript of the gene clcn4, whose product is annotated as chloride channel, voltage-sensitive 4. Gene Ontology annotation, biological process: transmembrane transport; chloride transport. Lineage: Eukaryota; Metazoa; Chordata; Actinopteri; Mugiliformes; Mugilidae. The record is from RefSeq and is a predicted model, not a curated record. The coding region runs from base 163 to 2472 and encodes 769 amino acids. Gene Ontology annotation, molecular function: voltage-gated chloride channel activity. The transcript is spliced from 12 exons. Gene Ontology annotation, cellular component: Golgi apparatus; synaptic vesicle; membrane.